AUGGUCGGAAUACCGAACCCAACCAGUUCUGUUCCGAAUCCCACGCGAGACAAUAACCUCGCUGUCUCCCCUGUUCUAUCUCUGAAAUUAUGUUCUUCUUCCUCCUCCUCCUCCGUAAUCUCCGCCGCACCCAUCUCCAUCCGCCGCCGCAUCUUCCCUUCCCCUCUCUUCUCCGCCUCCGUCGAUAACGGCGGGGCCGAUGGCGGGGGCGGCGGAAACAAUGGGGACGACGAGGGGGGUGAGGACAGGGAGAGGAACAAGAAGGAGGCGAUGAUGGUUUUGUCGGAGGCCGCGUUCGGUCUGGAGAAUCUGCCGAAGGAUCUGGUGGCAGCGAUCGAGUCGGGUCGGAUUCCCGGGUCGGUGGUGACCCGGUUCCUGGAGCUCCAGAGAUCAGCGUUCAUGCGGUGGCUGAUGCAGUUUGGUGGGUUUAGGGAAAGGCUUUUGGCCGAUGAUCUCUUCUUGGCUAAGGUUGCCAUGGAAUGUGGCGUUGGUGUCUUCACCAAGACUGCUGCGGAAUAUGAACGCCGAAGAGAAAACUUCUUCAACGAACUCGAAGUUGUUUUCGCCGAUGUGGUGAUGGCUGUCAUUGCGGAUUUCAUGUUGGUGUAUCUCCCGGCACCUACCGUUUCACUACGGCCGCCUCUGGCGCUUAAUGCCGGACGGAUAUCCAAGUUCUUUCACAGCUGCCCAGAUAAUGCUUUCCAGGUUGCUCUCUCCGGCACCUCGUACACUCUGUUGCAAAGGGCGGGUGCUAUAUUGCGCAACGGGGCGAAAUUAUUUGCUGUCGGCACGACAUCAUCGCUGGUUGGAACCGCCAUUACAAACGCUGUGAUCAAAGCUCGACAAGCUGUGGACUCCGAAGCUGAAGCCGAGAACAUCCCGAUACUCUCCACGAGCGUAGCUUACGGUGUGUAUAUGGCCGUUUCCAGCAACCUCAGGUACCAAUUGCUAGCAGGUGUGAUUGAACAACGUCUACUGGAGCCAUUGCUGCACCAGCAAAAACUUGCACUGAGUGCAUCGUGUUUCGCCGUUAGAACUGGCAACACAUUCUUGGGUUCGCUAUUGUGGGUAGAUUAUGCUCGUUUGAUCGGUAUCCAGAAAUCUCACUGAUGACAGACGAGGAUGAUGAAGAAGAAGAAAGCAGCAGCAGCAUUGGCAUGAAAGAGUCCUUAACCGGAAAACCAAACCCGGUUCGAUUUUGCUUGCUUUAAUUUAUAAUAUAAGCAUUGGGAUCGGUUUGUUUUUCGGCUGAAUCGAAUUUCCCCCCAUUUGAAGAAUUGUCGAUUUUUUGUGAAAGAUAAUACGAUUCCAUUUAACCGGA
This is a messenger RNA of Tarenaya hassleriana, 1321 nucleotides long. RefSeq names its product protein RETICULATA-RELATED 4, chloroplastic-like. The record is from RefSeq and is a predicted model, not a curated record. Lineage: Eukaryota; Viridiplantae; Streptophyta; Magnoliopsida; Brassicales; Cleomaceae. The transcript is spliced from 9 exons. The coding region runs from base 1 to 1110 and encodes 369 amino acids.